GCCCCGCGGGAGGCGCAGGCAACUCGCGGGCCGCGGACGCGCGGAGAGUGGUCCUGAAGACGCGGCGGAGCGUGCAAGCGGCAGCCGGGGGUGGGGGGAGGUGGGCGCCGGCGCAGAUUGGGUCAGGCACGCGCGAGGACAGCCCCGGAGGGCCGUGCCAGAGGCCCCCGCGGCGCCGGGUCCUAGAAAGCCGCGCCGUCUUCCGCCGCACGUGGCUGCAGCGCGAUGCCCAAGUCCAAGCGCGACAAGAAAGUUUCCUUAACCAAAACUGCCAAGAAAGGCUUGGAACUGAAACAGAACCUGAUUGAAGAGCUUCGGAAAUGUGUGGACACGUACAGGUACCUUUUUAUCUUCUCCGUGGCCAACAUGAGGAACAGCAAGCUGAAGGACAUCCGGAAUGCCUGGAAGCACAGCCGGUGAGCGGGAAGAGGGCCCUCGGGACCCUGGGAGCCAGGCUUCAGCGAGCUGUGGGCCAGUGAGGAGCCUCCCUUCCUGUUUGUCUCCCUCAGAUGGUUCACAAAAUACGCAGAAAUGGACUACGCCCGAGCUGGCAACAAAGCAACUUUCACCGUGAGCCUGGACCCAGGGCCCCUGGAGCAGUUCCCCCACUCCAUGGAGCCGCAGCUCAGGCAGCUGGGGCUGCCCACGGCCCUCAAGAGAGGUGUGGUGACCCUGCUCUCUGACUAUGAGGUGUGCAAGGAGGGCGACGUGCUCACCCCAGAGCAGGCCCGUGUCCUGAAGCUUUUCGGGUAUGAAAUGGCUGAAUUCAAGGUGACCAUUAAAUACAUGUGGGAUGCAGAGUCCGGAAGCUUCCAAGAGAUGGGUGACAACUUGCCAGACAGUGCGCCCGAGUCUGCAGAAGAGUCAGAAGAGGAUGACGACGACAGCUGACAGGCCCUGGGGUGAAGGCUCCAGGCCGACUGGACCACGUGGGCAACAGGACGACAGGGACAGACCGAACAAUAACGCUCUGGCCGGUUGUCUCCCUGGAGACACGAGGGACUUUUCUCAGGAAAGGGGUUUUGGGGCUUUGCUUCUGUUUUUUCACGAUUACCCGCUUCCCAGCGCAUGAGCUGGCUUCCAGUAGUGGCGCUGCUGCCCACUGUGGCCUGCAGCCAGGCCCGGGCUUCUGUCCUCUGGCCCUCGCAGUGUGUGGCUGAGCAGCACGGGCUGCCCUCCCUGCCCCGCACCGCCCACUCCCGGGCUGGGGCUGAGAAGAGUAAAGUCACUGAGAAAACA
Molecule: messenger RNA, 1239 nt
Organism: Condylura cristata (star-nosed mole)
Lineage: Eukaryota; Metazoa; Chordata; Mammalia; Eulipotyphla; Talpidae
Gene: MRTO4
Product: mRNA turnover 4 homolog (S. cerevisiae)
Exons: 6
Biological process (GO): ribosomal large subunit assembly; nuclear-transcribed mRNA catabolic process; ribosomal large subunit biogenesis
Cellular component (GO): nucleolus; preribosome, large subunit precursor
Molecular function (GO): RNA binding
Source: RefSeq, a predicted model, not a curated record